This is a messenger RNA of Prorocentrum cordatum, 897 nucleotides long. The record is from the annotation of a GenBank genome assembly. NCBI's taxonomy places the organism in Eukaryota, Dinophyceae, Prorocentrales, Prorocentraceae.
UGUCGGUUUGAUUGCUGCAGUUCUUAUUAAGAUAGUUGCUCUCUGCGCCACAUGAGUCAACCAACUUCUUGCCCAAUACGCUACGCAAUGGUGUCUCCGUCGGCCAGAGGCACCACCUUCGGCGGGCUGGCGGGGAAACAGUCAGUGAGAAAGAUAGAAAGAGAGAGGAGGAGAGAGAGAGAGAGAGACAUAAGGGCAGAGGAGGGAGAAGACGGGGCAAGGAAGACACGUCGAAAAAUCAAGAGCGCGGACGGCAACACGGCAGCAGACCGCCGCCACGCCGCUCCAAAUCAGCACGGCCACCACGGCGCAUAGAGCGCAUGGCAACCGCUGGCCUAGACGCGCAUAGGGCGCGGCACGUCCGCUGGCCGUGUUAAAAUCACGCGCAACGGAUGCCCGCAGGCAGAUGCCGCCUCCCUACGACAGUUGUUUGACGUAAACCGAGAUGUGUAUAUGAAGGAAAAAACGGACAAAACUUCGAGCCAUGAACUUGCGAAUUUCGCCCCCGGAGCACUGCCAGGCAAAAACUGGCAGCGGGCACCGCUGCUCCUGGGAGAAACACACGCGAAAGGCGAGGAAGGAGGAAGGAGGAGGAGAGAAGGGAGGGGGGGGAGAGGGGGGAAGGAGGAGAGAAGGAAGACAGGACCGAGAGGAGCAGGACCGGAGGCCGGCGAAAACAGUCAACCCCUCCAGUUCUGGCACUCAUGAAGCGGAUGAAAAGCGAAAGGGAUUCUGCAAGAGAGCGUGUGCUCCCAGUCCACGCCAGAAGCGGCUCUCGCACGGAUAAGACGCUGCAGGCGAGAUUGAAAAGAAUGAACAGAACGAGCUAUGACAACGAAUCCCACCAGCCCUUUGGGCGUGAGUGGUUUAGAGAGCCCGCUCUGUCCUCAACCCCCC